Molecule: messenger RNA, 660 nt
Organism: Entamoeba nuttalli P19
Lineage: Eukaryota; Evosea; Mastigamoebida; Endamoebidae
Product: enhancer binding protein 2 (EBP2), putative
Exons: 1
Coding region: 1-660 (219 amino acids)
Molecular function (GO): RNA binding
Source: RefSeq, a predicted model, not a curated record
AUGACUAAGAUUUACGUAUCAAACCUUUCAUUUCAAACAAAACAAGAAGACAUGGAAAAAUACUUUGCAGUUUUUGGCAAGCUUAAGUCUUGUAUUUUGAUGGUUCACAGAGGACGUUCUAAAGGAUUUGGUUUUGUUGAAUAUGAAACUGAAGAAGAAACAAACAAGGCACUUGCAGCUAAUGACAUUGAAUUUAUGGGAAGAAAACUUCACAUCCAAAUUGCACAACCACCAAAAGAACAUAAAGAACAACAUCAAUACCAUGAAAGAAGAUUUAAUUAUCCAAGAAGAGGUAUUAGUAGAAAACAUUUCAAUAGAAAUAGAACAGACAAUAAACAUAAUACCAGUGAUAAUAAAAAUGAAGAAAAUAAUGAAUUAUCAGAAACACUUCUUUUUAUUAGAAACUUACCAUAUUCAAUUACUGAUGAAAAAUUAAAAGUGUUAUUUGAAAAAUAUGAACCAAAAGAAGCUGUUGUUGUUUCUUAUAGAAAAGGAAGUCGUAUAUUUAGUAAAGGAUUUGGAUUUGUUGAAGUUGAUAAUAAAGAGAAACAAAGUGCUGCUAUUGUUGAGUUUAAUAAUUUUGAAAUUGAUGGAAGAAAAAUAAUUGUCUCUGCAGGAUAUAAAAGACAAGAAGGGAUAAAGUCUAUUCAUGAUGAAUAA